UUAAUUUGGGCAUUUGGCCAAUUGCUUCCCACUUUAUGCUAUAUUAGAAAUGCCAGUUCUUCUCAGCAUCCUAUUUCUGUGACGACUUAGAGAAGCUGCUAUGGAUUAUCUAUCAAUCAGCCAUAUAAAUUUCUCAUCCCUGCUUUUUCAUUUUCUUCUAAUCAUCUACCUCACCAAUGCUGCUCUUGAGAUCUGUUACAACACAGGAAACUUCACAGCCAAUAGUACCUAUGCCGAAAACCGAGGUCUCCUCCUCUCUUAUCUAGCUUCAAACGUCACAGAAAAUGGUGGUUUCUACGCAGCCACAGCAGGCCAAGGCACAGACAAAGUUUUUGGUCUGGUGCUUUGCAGAGGAGACACUCCAUCAGAACAGUGUCCCAAGUGUGUCAACACAGCAAUUGCAAAAUUAAUUGAAAAGUGUCCUAACCAGAAAGAAGCACUUUUGUCGGUUGGCGAGCCUCCUUGUUUUGCACGCUAUGCAAAUCGCUCAAUUGUUGGACUAUUGGAGCUAAAUCCUACAGAUGCUGGCUAUAAUGUCAACAACAUCGCAUCAAAUAUGGAAGAGUUUGAUGAAAUAUGGAGCAGUCUGAUGGCUCGUAUAGUAGCAAGAGCUUCCAGGGGAUCUUCUAAGGUUAAAUUUGCUACUGAAGAAGCAAAUUUAACACCCACUCAGAAAAUAUACGCAUUGAUGCAGUGCACUCCUGAUAUUUCCGAGCAUAAUUGCAGCUAUUGCCUACGAGAGACUCUGGGAUAUUAUCGAUCUUCUUCCUAUGGGAAACAAGGAGUUCAUGUUAAUAAACCUAGCUGUAUUUUCCGAUGGGAAUUGUAUCCAUUUUAUAAUUCUAUUGCUGAUGCUCCAACUCUUUCACCUUCGCCGCCGCCUCCUCCGCCACCAGCCAAUAACACCACCACCAAAGGUAACGGAGCUACAGCAGCUCGAACUGUUGUAAUCAUCACUGCUCCUACAAUUUUCUUCGCAGCACUUGUUGGCCUCGCUUGCAGCUUUUUCUAUUAUAGGAGCUGUAAGAAAAAGACCAAAAAUUUGGAAGAAAUUAGUAGCACAGAGUGCCUGAAAUUCAAUUUUGAGACUAUCAGACUUGCAACAAACGACUUCUCUGAUAAUAAUAAGCUCGGACAAGGUGGAUUCGGUGCUGUUUACAAGGGUGUGCUUCCAGAUGGCCAAGUCGUAGCUAUAAAGAGGCUAACAACAAAAUCUAAGCAAGGAGAAGUUGAUUUUAAGAACGAAGUCAUGUUAGUGGCCAGACUUCAACACAGGAAUUUGGUUAGGCUAUUGGGAUUCUGUUUUGAAAGAAAUGAAAGGCUUCUCAUUUAUGAAUUUCUUACAAAUUCAAGUCUCGACCAUUUCAUAUAUGAUCAAGAGAAGCGUUUACUAAUGGAUUGGAACACACGCUACAAAAUCAUAGUGGGCAUAGCUCGAGGAAUUCUUUACCUUCAUCAAGAUUCUCAACUUCGAGUUAUUCAUCGCGAUCUCAAAGUCGGUAAUAUUUUGCUAGAUGAACAAAUGAAUCCUAAAAUUUCAGAUUUCGGAACAGCAAGAUUAUUUCCAACAAAUCAAUCCGAGGAUGCUACAAGUAAAAUUAUGGGAACCUUUGGCUACAUGGCACCAGAGUAUGUAUUUCAUGGGAUCGUCUCAGCGAAGUCGGAUGUUUUUAGCUUUGGUGUAUUAAUUUUGGAAAUUAUUAGUGGUAAAAGCAUUAAUAAAUUCCGAAAUGACGAAGGAGAAGGAGGAAACCUUUUAACAUAUGCAUGGAAGAAUUGGAAUGCAGGUACUGCUUCAAAAAUCAUAGAUCCUGUUCUGGUAGGAGCUGCUUCGACAAAUGAAAUCCUGAGAUGUGUCCAAAUAGGAUUACUAUGCAUACAAGAAGAUGCAGCUAAAAGGCCAACUAUGGCUUCGGUGAUUCUCAUGCUUGAUAGCUGCUCUGCUAUUCUUUCUGAAUUGUCAAGACCUGCAUAUUUUCUGCAUGGCCAAAAAGAGCCAAUCACAAUUGGUACCCAAUCUGCCCAACCUUCAGCUAAUCAGUGCUCAAUUUCAGAGAUGGAACCACGUUAA
Messenger RNA from Manihot esculenta (cassava), 2071 nucleotides. Its product is annotated as putative receptor-like protein kinase At4g00960. Gene Ontology annotation, biological process: protein phosphorylation. Gene Ontology annotation, molecular function: protein kinase activity; ATP binding. Bases 101 to 2071 code for a protein of 656 amino acids. Lineage: Eukaryota; Viridiplantae; Streptophyta; Magnoliopsida; Malpighiales; Euphorbiaceae. The record is from RefSeq and is a predicted model, not a curated record. The transcript has 7 exons.